Molecule: messenger RNA, 828 nt
Organism: Raphanus sativus (radish)
Lineage: Eukaryota; Viridiplantae; Streptophyta; Magnoliopsida; Brassicales; Brassicaceae
Exons: 2
Coding region: 64-624 (186 amino acids)
Source: RefSeq, a predicted model, not a curated record
UACUCGGACAUCCUCUAUAAAUCUGAAAAAGCUGUCUUUUUCCUUUUCCUCCUCUAAAAAAAAAUGUCCCGAUUGCUGUCGAAAACCCUAAUUCCCCACGGGAGAUUUUUCCUCCGUCGCUUCAACGAGCCGAAGACGGCGGCGGCGCCAAGCCUCGUCUGUUUCAACCGCCGUCCCUAUUCAUCGAAACCCCAUACGAUCGAGAUCGACCUGGAUUCUUCCUCGUCGGCGACUUCCAAAGCCGAAGCCGAAGCCGCGGUUCUGAAGAAGCUGAACGAGUUCGUACGGAGGAUCGUCGUUCAGAAUUCGACUCCCGAUUGGCUCCCUUUCUCCCCCGGAUCGUCCUUCUGGGUCCCACCGCACCAGAACACCGCCGCCAAGAUCGCUAAUCUGGUCGACCAGGUGACGCAUCCGUUGACCGAGGAGGAGGCUCUCUCUCUGUCUUCUCCUUCUGGCUGGCCUUGCUCCUCUUUCUUCGUUCCUUCUGAUGAUGAUUCAUCGUCUAAACAAGAGGUAGAAGGUAGCACGGAGUUGAGCGUUCCGGGGAACGAGAUGCUGGAAGUCAAGCUAGCGGAAUUUCCAGAUCCGAUCUACCUGUUGAAACAUGGAGACGAUGAUGAGUGAUUUCACAUAUCCAGCUCGCGAUGAAAGUCUAGUCCUGAUGCAUGGUUUGCAUAGACAAGCUUUGGGCAUAAAACAGAUGAUUCUCGAGACUGAUGAGGUUGUAUUUGUAUAUACAGUUGCAAGCCAUGGAAUUAUAUCCGCUGUUUUUGGCUGUCUUAACGCUGUUUGUGAACUAUAUUUUAUAAAGCUUGACAUUAAUUAAAA